Hydra vulgaris (swiftwater hydra) is the source of this 2616-nucleotide messenger RNA. NCBI's taxonomy places the organism in Eukaryota, Metazoa, Cnidaria, Hydrozoa, Anthoathecata, Hydridae. The record is from RefSeq and is a predicted model, not a curated record.
AUGGUUUGGGACUUUUAUUACCUGACGUUAGAGCAAAAGAUUGCUGUAAAUGAAAGCGUUUUGCAACUAGUGCGACCAUUACAAGCUUGCGCUAAACUUCAUCAAUCCAUUAAAAACAAAACUCUUUUGAUAACAGGUGUUGUAACCCUCAGCAAUAAAAAUAACAUACAUGCUGAAUAUAAUAUUACACAGCAUUUUCCUUUGAUAAAAGAUUUGGAAAACAUUGCAGGAUCAAGCUAUAUUGGUACUUCAAAACUGAAUUGUGCAUUUUGCCGUUUUUACCUUGAAGAGAGUUAUUACAAUCAUAGAGGAACUCAUGGAAUCGGCAAAGUUGUAACGCAUGUUCAGGUUAUUGAGUUUCAAAAGCGUGGUUUGUCGCAUGCCCACAUUUUACUUCAUUUAGCAAAUGAUGAUAAACUUGAAACAUCACAGGGUAUCGAUAAUUUGAUUUGUGCAGAAAUUCCAGAUCCGAUAGUUAAUUGUGAACUUUAUGAUAUUAUCAAAACUUGCAUGAUUCACGGCCCAUGUGGGAUACUGAAUCCAAAUUCUCCCAGCAUGAAAGAUGGGGUGUGCAGCAAAAAAUAUACUAAAGAUUUUAAUGCCAACACAGUAGCUGUUCACAAUGGUUAUCCGCGCUAUAGGCGUCGUGAUAAUGGGUUGGUUAUCAAUAUUAAAGGCAAUAAUGUAGAUAACCGUUGGGUGGUUAAUCACGAUGAAAUAAACACUUUCUUAGAUUGUCGUUAUGUUAGUGCACCUGAGGCGCUGUGGCGAAUAUUUGAGUAUCCCAUAAGUCAUAUGUCACACUCUAUUUUCCGUCUUAAGGUUCAUCUUCCUGAGAAUCAGAUUGUGUAUUUUAGAGAAGAAGAAGAACAAGUGGCGUUAGAUCGUGCUGCUCAACGUGAUACACACCUUACGGCCUGGUUUAAAUUGAAUUCUGAAAAUGAAGGAGCCAAUCGCUAUUCAUAUAUUGAUAUUCCAUAUCACUUUGUAUUUGAUGAUAAACAUUGUAAAUGGAAGGUUAGACAAAGAGGUGGAAAUAAGGUGAUAGUAAGAAUGUAUAAAGUUAGUCCAACAGGAGAAUUAUUUUUUCUUAGAUUGUUACUUUUACAAGCAAAAGGAGCAAAAUCUUGGGAGGAUUUGCGUACUGUUAAUGGAAUAGUUCUUGAAACCUUUCGUGAAGCGUGUGUUUUUAAUGGUUUGUUGCAAGAUGACACUGAAUGGCAGAAUACUCUUUCUGAGAUUAUUAAUCAAAGUGGUAAAACGCUAUCUGAUUAUAAUUUGCCUGAUGUUGAUGAAUUCAUAGAUUUUAAUCUAGAAAAUUUAAAUGAUAAUGUUCAGCAAUCAAUUGACGAAGCUAAUCGAAUGAGACCGCUUCUUAAUGUCAAUCAAUUAAAUGUAAGUAAUGCUGUCCUUGCUGCAUUGAACGAGCAACCAUGUGUAGAAAAUCAACAUUCCAGAUUGUUUUUUAUGGAUGGACCAGCCGGUAGUGGCAAAACUUUUACAUAUAAUUAUUUGAUUGCUGAAAUGAGCAGUAGGGGUGUUAAAUCUGCUACAGCUGCAUGGACUGGCAUAGCAGCAACUCUUCUUACAAAUGGAUCUACGCUGCACGGGUUAUUUAAACUUCCUGUCCCAAUACUGGAUAACAGCACAUGUAAUGUGACUCCUAACUCUAUUCAGGGACAAUUUUUUAGGCAAGUUAGUUUGUUUAUGCUUGACGAGACAAUUAUGAUUCCCAAACACGCUUUAAAUGCAAUCGAUCGGUUGUUAAAAGAUGUUUGCAACAACAACUUUCCAUUUGGAGGAAAAGUCAUUCUUUUUGGUGGUGACUUUAGGCAAAUUUUGCCUGUUGUGAAAAGAGGGAGACCAGCUGAAGUUGUAGAAUCAUGUAUAAAAUGUUCUUUACAGUGGCAAUGGGUGCAGAAGUUUACAUUAACUGAAAAUAUGAGAGUACGUGAUGGAGAAGGAGAUUUUUCCGAAUGGCUGUUAAAACUUGGUUGUGGAACAAUACCUGGCAAGGAGGAAGAUCCUUUUAAGGGAUGUAUUGAAAUACCGCAACAGUGCAUUAUUAGAGAAAACGAAUCAAUUGUUGAAAAAAUAUUUGGAGAUGCUCAACAAGAUGAUUAUGCCAAACGUGUCAUUUUAACACCCACCAAUGUGGAUUCAUUGUCAAUGAAUGAAGAAGUGCUUGAACGUCUACAUGGAGAGGUCAAAACUUAUUUAAGUGCUGAUCAAAUAGACACUGACGAUCUUCAUGAAAGAAAUAAUUUCCCUGUUGAGUUUUUGAACAGCCUAACUCCUUCAGGUAUGCCUACUCAUUGUUUAAAAUUGAAAAUUGGUUGUGUAAUUAUGCUACUUAGAAAUUUAGAUCUUAAAGCUGGGCUAUGUAAUGGAACCCGAAUGAAAGUUUGUGCUCUCCAAAACAAUUAUAUUGAUGCAGAGGUUUUGACAGGUGUUUCUGAAGGUAAACGGGUAUUUGUUCCUCGAAUUCAGUUGGCGUCAUCAGAUUCUAAUUUACCUUUUGUUCUAAAACGUCGUCAGUUUCCUGUCAGAUUAGCUUAUUCGAUGACAAUCAAUAAAAGUCAAGGUCAAACAUUUGAUAGAGUUGGGGUAUGGUAG